GAUGACGAAGAAGAAGCUGCGGUCUGUCUGAUUGGUGUAUGGAGGUUUGGGGAAUGUUCGUUGCUCUUUGCCUUCUGUUUGACAUUUCGUGCACUAACAAUUUGUUUAACUGUGGUUUUCUAACUACUCCAGCAACACUCACACGAUAAAUAUGGCCGAUAAUAUGAUUAUCAGGGUGCAGUCCCCAAAUGGCAUGAAGAAGAUUACUUCUACCAAGAGAGAGACUGCUGCUAUGUUUUUGAAGAAGGUGGCCAAAGAGUUUGGGUUCAGUUCCAACGGGUUUUCAGUUUACCUGAAUCGUAACAAGACUGGAGAAAUCGUUUCUCAGAACAAGACCCUCAGCCUACUCAAGAUUAAGCAUGGAGACAUGUUGUUUCUGUUUCCUGCCGGAUCCUCGGUGUCACCUGGGGAGGUAAUGGACAUGGCCACCCCACACUCAUCUUCAUCACUACCAACCCCCUCUUCUUCUUCUUCAUCUUCAAUUCCUCGUUCCUACUCAAUACCCCAAGUUCAAGAAGAUGAGAUUGAUCAGUAUCUGGCCAAGCAAGAUGGCAAAAUCUACAGGAACAGAGAUCCACAGCUAUGUCGCCAUGGUGCACUUGGGAAAUGUGUACACUGUGUUCCAUUAGAGCCUUUUGAUGAGGACUACCUGAAUCAUCUCGACCCGCCAGUCAAGCACAUGUCAUUCCAUGCAUACCUUCGCAAGCUCACCGGUGGACCUGAUAAAGGGAAGUUUGCAGCCCUAGAGAACAUUAGCUGUAAGAUCAAGUCAGGCUGUGAGGGCCACCCUCCUUGGCCAGAUGGGAUUUGCACAAAGUGCCAACCCAGUGCAAUCACACUGAACCGACAGAAAUAUCGACAUGUGGACAACAUAAUGUUUGAGAACCACACCAUUGCUGACUGCUUCCUGGACUUCUGGAGGAAAACUGGAAGUCAGAGGAUGGGCUAUUUGUAUGGCAGAUACACUGAGCACAAAGACAUCCCUUUGGGCAUCAGAGCUGAGGUGGCUGCCAUUUAUGAACCCCCACAGAACGGCACUCAGAACAGCCUGGAAUUGGUGGAAGACCCCAAAGCUGCCGCUGUGGAUGAAGUUGCAGCCAGACUGGGCCUGUGCAAGGUUGGUUGGAUCUUCACUGAUCUGCUGUCUGAGGAUACCAGGAUAGGCACAGUUCGCUACUCAAGAAACAAGGACACGUACUAUUUAAGUGCAGAAGAAUGCAUCACAGCUGGAAACUUCCAGAAUCAACAACCCAAUCCAUGCAAACUUUCUAGAGACGGUCAUUUUGGCUCUAAAUUUGUGACUGUGGUGGCAACAGGGGGUCCAGAUAACCAGGUGCAUUUUGAGGGUUACCAAGUGUCCAACCAGUGCAUGGCUCUGGUGAGAGAUGAGUGCCUACUCCCUUGCAAAGAUGCCCCAGAGCUGGGUUACGCUAAAGAGUCUAGUACUGAGCAGUAUGUACCCGAUGUCUUCUACAAGGACACAGAUAAAUUUGGAAAUGACAUUACGUUUCUGGCCCGGCCUCUUCCUGUAGAAUACCUUAUUACAGAUAUAACUGCCACAUUUCCAAAGGAUCCGCAGUACACGUUCUCUGCACAACGCUUCCCUAUUGAGAACCGUGACAUCCUGGGAGAGACACAAGAUUUCCACAGUUUAGAGACGUACCUGUCCCAGUGUUCCUCCACAGUGUUUCUGGACAUCAUGUCAGACUUCCAUUUUCUCCUCUUCCUCGUCACCAAUGAAGUCAUGCCUCUCAGAGACAGCAUUGGGCUCCUGCUGGACGCAGUGAAAACUUCCAACGAGGAUCUGGCACAGACUUGGAAAAAGUCGGAGCAGUGGGCCACCAUCGAGCAGCUGUGCGGUACAGUGGGGGGGCAGCCGUCAAGCUCCAUGGGUUACAGCGGCAACGGCGGCCCGUCUGUCCCCGUGUCGUCGUCAGCUAUGUGGUCCUGCGUCCACUGCACCUUCAUGAACCAACCUGGAACAGAGCACUGUGAAAUGUGCAGCCUGCCCCGCAGCUAAAAAAGAAAACAAAAGAAAAAGUCAGUCCAAAUCCUUACCGUGCACAGUCCUCCUGCCCCGCCGCCUCUUACUGCACCAGUGACACACAGCAAC
Molecule: messenger RNA, 2113 nt
Organism: Thalassophryne amazonica
Lineage: Eukaryota; Metazoa; Chordata; Actinopteri; Batrachoidiformes; Batrachoididae
Gene: nploc4
Product: NPL4 homolog, ubiquitin recognition factor
Exons: 17
Coding region: 152-2020 (622 amino acids)
Biological process (GO): ubiquitin-dependent protein catabolic process
Cellular component (GO): nucleus
Molecular function (GO): ubiquitin binding; ubiquitin protein ligase binding
Source: RefSeq, a predicted model, not a curated record